AUGCGAUUUUCACAAGACAAAAAAAACUACAGCCCUGCAGCUAAAAACAUAGGGAACAAUUUGAGGAUUUCACGUGACUACCACUGGUGGUGGCGUUCUUUCCUGACGAGUGGAUUCACGGCGGUGUAUUUCUUCAUCUACUGUAUCCACUACUAUGUGUCCAAGCUGGAACUGGUGGGAGCCGCCAGCACGCUGCUCUACAUUGGCUACAUGACAAUUGUCGUAUUCCUCUUCUUCAUGCUCACAGGAACAAUUGGAUUCUUUGCCUGUUUCUGGUUCGUGACAAAAAUCUACAGCGUGGUCAAGGUCGACUGAGAGGUCAAGGUCAUUGACAGGACAAGGUCACCUUCUGUUCGAGAUGACAUGUGCUCGUGCUAAUAGGCCUUGAAUCCCAACAGGGGUGUAUGGAUUCUGCAAUUACCCUUGCGGAAUAUGAAAUUAUGUAUUCUUUGAACAAAUGUAAGAGAAAGAAAAAUAAACAUUGUAUUUUUGGAACUCGUUCUGUGCAGGUUUUUGAAAUGUAUAGUAUCUUGCUUUGAUGUUUUAAACAAUUAAACAUUAAGGACUAUAUUAUAUAGCUUAUAUAUUGGUUGUACCAUGUGUAAGAGUAGAUAUAGUAAUUUAUUAAUAAUUUAUCGUUCAGGACUUUAUUCAAUAGUUUAUGUACUGGUUUUACCAUAUUAUUGAGUAGAUGUUGUAACUUAUUUAUAAUAUUUUUUAGUUUAGCCUUUGAAAGCAGGCAAGGUAAAUGAAAUGGGGGUGACCUGCAAUUGAAUCUCUGUUAAUGCUUUGAGUUUAUUUAUUUGAUAUUUUUGUGUUUGUUCGAAGAAUACAACUUUCUUACAAACUCUGUGGUUGAACUUGUACAAACGUAUGAUAAAUGUGCUGGUAUCAUUUCUCCAGAUAAUGGAAACACUCGCAGUCUUUGGUUAAAAGCAUUUCCAUAAGCACCUUUUCUGUCGCUCCGCUCCGCUUACCUAUAUUUUCAGUUAUUUGACGGGGGCCGGUUUCUAUAAAGAUCUUAAUCAAUCUUAAGUCAUAAAUUGAAAUUGCGUAGUGUCAUUUGUUAUUCAGUAUUAGAAAUGAGCACAAAAUGUGUACCUUAAGAAACAAAAAAAUUAACAUGUUGCCAUUUGCGACAUUUCGACAGACUUAAUAAUAGCAAAGUUAUGACAAAGAUCCUGUAAUGAAGCGGGCCCCAGUACAUGUAAUUCUGAUAUGGAUAUUAAGCGAAUAUGCAGUUGAAAAGUUUCAGAGCUACGUAAAUCAUUCAAUAUUUCAAGUAUAUCAUGUGUCGAAUAUUGUCUAGUUUUUUAGAAUUAUUUAUAUUGUCAAUCCAUAUCUAUAUUUUACAGAAUCCAUACGAAGAAGCUAUGGUUUAUUAUUGAAAAGUUAUGUUAUUAAAUGAUUAACAGCUGGAGAAAAAACUAAAAGUUAAGGAAUCUUAUUUUCAUUAAUUAGACAUUUAUUUUAUGGAAAUACUCUUGACUUAAGACUGCUUCUAUGUGAAAACGUUGUGAAAUUGUGUUUUGUGAGGUAUUUUGGUUACAGAAGAAAUGUGUUAAAAAGGCUGUGCUUUGAAACAGACAGCCCUUUCCAUUUCAGCUCUUGUUUUACAGUUACUCUUGAUUUAAGUUGCUUAAAGACCAGAACACAAAAUCCUUGAUUUGCAUUAAAUCUUAAAGUUGAAAAAAAAUAUCAUAGCUAAAUAUUUAAUGUUUACAUAUCAUCAAGUUUUUUUUGCAAGAUUAUUCACUUGUAUUAUAAGAAUAUCAUGCACAUGUAUUUCUUUUUUUAUUCCUUUGAUAUAAGUAACACGGUCUAUUUAAAUACAUUCUUAAUAAUAUUUGAAAACGCAAGUUUCAUAUACAUAUUAAGAAAGCUAUUAAAUUAUUGUAUGUAAAUAAUACUUAUAAAGAUUAGUUAGUACUAUCUGCAUUCUACAUACAUUAUGUAGUUGAUGGUUCCAUAGUUGAAUUCUUGCGAUUAUUCUGAUGCAGAUUUGUAUAAAUGGGUUGACACGAAAGCAUAAUGAGCAAUUGGAAGUACUCCCGCAUGAUGUUGGUCUUUGAGAUUCUGUGAUAACGUAGAUUGUGUGAAAGAAAUAGUAUUCUUUUAAAUGGCUGUUCUUUUUCAUCUACUUUGUCAUGAUAAUGAAAUACAUAUUUUUCAUUCCACUGUAUUUAAUUGUAUGUGCAUCGUGGUUUAUACAUUUUUUUUCAUUUGAAAUGUUCUGUUUUGUGUUUGACCAUUAUUCCACUGAGUGUGGUAUGAUCAUAGUUGUGUUUUUCUUCAUUCUGAUUGAAUUAUCAAACUAGAUAUUAAUCGCUUUUUGAUUGUUGAAUGAUUAUUAUUAUUACCAGUAAAAUCAGUCAACUGUUCCUAUAACAUAAUGGAUCAAGUUUAAUACGUAGCUGAUAUUGUUUUAGUGUUAAGCUGUGUCUUGGUAUUUAAAUGUUUUCUUAUUCUUAUACUCAAGAAAUAGCAUCAAAUUCAUACUUUCAGGUAGUAAUAAGAUGGAAUAUGAUUUGCACAAACCUUGAUUUAAACAUUGCAACACCAAAAAAAAAAAAUGGUACCAUCAUAUUGAAUAUCAUGAUCAUGGGAAUCCUUUUGUUAUUUUCUUUAAGAUUUAUUGUUUGUUUGUUAAGCGAUUGUAUUAUAGUUUUAGAUAUGUUUGGUUUCUAUUAUUGAACCAUUUAUGGCUCAAUGUGGGCUUAUGCGAUAUUUAAGAAAUAAAAAUAACUUGAAUAUA
Molecule: messenger RNA, 2755 nt
Organism: Mya arenaria
Lineage: Eukaryota; Metazoa; Mollusca; Bivalvia; Myida; Myidae
Product: transmembrane 9 superfamily member 2-like
Exons: 3
Coding region: 1-315 (104 amino acids)
Biological process (GO): protein localization to membrane
Cellular component (GO): membrane
Source: RefSeq, a predicted model, not a curated record